ACCGAAAUUUAUUACCCUACUACUAGUGCCGACUCCUCUUGCUGCCAGAUACCAUAAUAUACAUAGCGCAAGCAGCUCACAGCUAUACAAGCACUACAUCUACUGUCAAAUCACCAUGGGAAAAGCAAGCAGUGGAGACGGGAACAACUCUGGGAAAAGGACAGCUCAGAAACACAAGUUCUACAAGUUUGGCGCAGGAGGCGGGGACAAAGGAAACGGCAAUGGCGGAGAAAAGGGCAACCAGGAUGACCAAUCAAAUGAAGGGAAAGAACAUCCAAAAGUAUUUCCGUUGGAUAAGUAUAGAGAGAAGCCCCUUCCAGAAAAGCUCUCAUUACCAGGCAUACUUAUAUCUACCACAAAGGAUAAGGAAAAAGCAGCAGAGUUGGAGAUAAUCAAACACCUCGAGAAGAUAGCAGACGAGCUUUACCACGAGUCCUCUGAAGGACAAGAGGACUCACACGAGGGCAAUCUGGAUUUCGAAGAGAUGCUGAAAAGGGAUUUGGAAUCCAUGAAAGACCAAAGCACAAAGUCUCAAAGAUUCAGAUUGUGCAGCAGGGAGGGUUUCUGCUUGAUAUAUGUCAUUGUUUUACCUCCACUACAACCCCAUCGACUCGUUGAAUAUAUCCUCGAACAGGCAGCAUCAACAGGAAAGUGUCCCCUGAGGCACUGUAAGAGACUGAUACCCAUACCGGCAACAGCUAGGGCAACUUUACGCCAACUGAGUGAAGUGACUGCCUCAGUUGUCAAAUCGGGCUUUGAAUCUCCAGAUGGACAAGCUUUCAAGUUCGCAGUCAACGCAAAUUCCCGUAGCUCAGACAAGCUUGAGAGGAUGGAAAUGAUCCGGGCAGUCGCUGAGCAAGUUGCAAUGCUAGGCGGAGGGCAUACAGUGGACUUGAAGAAUGCCGAUAAGACAAUCUUGGUUGAAGUGUAUAAGAACAACUUGGGAGUGACUGUUUUGAACGAUUACGAAAAGUAUAAAAAGUACAACCCUGGAGCAGUAGCCGCGCAAGCGGCCCAAAAACAAGCAACUUCAACUCCAUCAAGCGGACGAUCAGUCUUGCCUCUCACUCGGUCGCAUAGUGCAGAACAGGACACGGUUGUAAAGCCAAUACCGAACAAUGAAAAUCGACGCCGUCGUGCUGCCUCCAUAGCCGAAAGCCAUACAUCACCACGCUCUCAGUCAUAUAAAAGAAUAAAGGUUGUCGAGGAAGGUGAAACAGAGAAGACAGAGGAAGAUAUAGAAGCCGGGGAACUUGUCGAAGACGAGGAUACUGUUCUCGGGGACGACUUUGAGGAGAUCAUAGAACAGGGAAGGAUAGUCAGGUUCAGAAAAGACGGCAACUAGACAACGGAGCUAUGCAGAGUCGAGCCUAUCAAGUCAUAAACAUGGGAUGAAACGCUUCUUUUUGCCAGAUGUUUGCCAUUCGUACCCUCUUGGCCUCCCUUCCAGUCCUCUCAACAAGAGCCUUGGUGGAAUCCUUCUCACCGGUUUCGGUAACCUUUCCGUCCACUUGCAGUUUAUUGAAUUCAUUUGAAGGCAGCCUAUUGUAUGAGGCAUUGACAGCAUUUUCGUCAACUUCUAUCGAACGGCACUCUUUUAGAUGAAGAGGUUGUGUAAUGAUGACGCGAUUGGCCAAAAGCCCCAUGUCAUUAUGGCUUUCUUGAAAGUUGUCAGACGUCGGCCGCGAAUCCAAAACAGAAAUGAGUAAAUUUGAUUCUUUGGCACCGUGAGCGCCGCCAUCCUUUACACUGGAGCGCUCUGCAGAGUGCUUCAUUGCAUGGGUGGUAGGAGUAUAUGGUAAUAACUCCACCAUGUCCUGGCUGCCCUGUACGGGUACAGUUUGCAUUCGCAGUAAUCCCGCCCUUUCCUUUCUCCCCAGUGUUUCAAUUCUCGCUUGGUGCAAGGUCGCUGUAUACGGCUGUGUCCAUGUGGCCAUUGAGUCACAUUCAGACGUGUCUCCACUUUGCGAAUGUUCAGAGGGCCGGUGAUGGUAAAAGAGAAUAUCUGUAGGAGAAUCCCAUUGAUUACGAGGAGAUGAAGAACGUCCAGUCGAGCGACGAGGAAUGUCAUAUACAAGGCGAUCAAAUAAGGUGACAGAAAGCUGAGGAGGGCUGGGGUUGAAAGCCAUCGGCGGACGAUGAAAUGUUGAAUCACCUAGCCUUAAGGGGGAAUAGUAAAGUUUAGAUAAUCAUUGAUCUAGAAUAGCUUACCAAAUAAGUUCAUCACCCUGCGCAGUCUUGCAUAGUUCGUCAGGAAAAGGGUUAAUAGACUUUGAGUUAUUGAUAGGUCUGGGAGACGCGGCGAACAUAUCAUCAGUUGUAAUAAGUGCUCUGCGUGAGAAUAUGAAGAUGCGGAUAAUAGGCCCUGGUGGUGACUGAGAAAAGGGAUGGGAUGACUGGUGUAAAUGAUGAUGUGAAUGGUGAGGGAUAGUGGCAAGAAAG
Cryptococcus deneoformans JEC21 is the source of this 2442-nucleotide messenger RNA. RefSeq lists its product as hypothetical. Bases 116 to 1345 code for a protein of 409 amino acids. The record is from RefSeq and is a predicted model, not a curated record. The transcript is spliced from 8 exons. Gene Ontology annotation, molecular function: RNA binding. Gene Ontology annotation, biological process: tRNA modification. NCBI's taxonomy places the organism in Eukaryota, Fungi, Basidiomycota, Tremellomycetes, Tremellales, Cryptococcaceae.